CAUACUACUGACUAUUUCCAACACGGAUGAGUCAGCUUCGUCGUCCGCCGACAGCGCCGACGUUCAGGAACACGUGGCGCUGUAUUUAAGAGGAACACAGAGCGGUGCCGUUCAUUCCGCCAGGGAUUGAUAUCUGGUGUUUGCAGUAGCAGUGUACAGUAUAGGGAUUAUAGAGUCGCCGAUCAAUAUACCCACGGAGAUGAGCAAAAGAAAAGCACCGCGAGCCAGUAAUUGCUGGGUUUCUUCACUCUCUAAUCAAACGUCAAAGAUGGAGUUUCUGCUAAAUGUCGCGAUUUGGGCACUUUUGCUGGUCCACGUGGACUCUGCAGGGAAGGAACAUUCCUUAGUGGAUCAUUUGAACAAUAUGAAGGUUUCCUCCUUACACGCUGAUGAACCUCCAUCAUCAUCAUCCUCAUCAUCCUCUAGCUCGUAUAAUGGAUCUGAGCCAAUUGCAGAAGCUGAGAAUACCACAGUGGACACCGCUGUGCUACAUGGGAGCCUGGAUUACCUAAACUCCACAACCUUGAAUGAAACCUCCGAUUUGGACCCAAGCACACUGAUCCAACCCAAAGCUAAGGAAAAUAACACAGGCAAUGACACUAAAAUCAAACUUCCAGAAAAGCUAUUGCCAAAGGCCCUGGCUGAAAUAACCUCACACCACCUGUCCUCCUCCAACACCACCCUCUCCAACUCAACCACCAACACCACCACCGCUGCCGCCGCCGCCACCACCAACGCCACCGCCUACACCACUCCUACCUCCAACCCCCCAAAUACAGAGCAGACACCCUCCUUCACCCAAACUCUCAGCACACCUACCACCAUAUCCCACCAGCCCAACCCAGCCCCAAACACCACAACUACACCCGCACCCACACCCUCCCACCCUAGCGGACCAGCUGCCCUUACCAGCAGCACCAGUGGCAGCUCGAUCCCUGCCACCGAAGCCCCAAAAGAUGUCCCCAGUACCACGCAGCACGGAGAGCUCUCCUCUGCACGCCCUAAGAUCACUGCUGAAACCUCCAGGGCAGGCACGCUGGCGUCAUCCACCACCACAUCGAGCAACUCCUCCACCCAGACCGAAGCACAUGCCAACACCCCCUCUCCGCUCAGCGUGGAAGUCACUGAGAAGGCUGUAGACCCCCUAGUGGCGGGUCUGGUGUCGGCCUUCAUCGCCACCGCAGUCGUCAUCACCCUUCUGCUCUUCCUCAAACUGCGCAGGAGAGACAACCGGCCCCAGUUUCACAGGCUCCAGGACUUGCCGAUGGAUGACAUGAUGGAGGACACGCCUCUGUCCAUGUACAGCUACUGAUGGAGAGAGGGUGGAGGGGCAGGCAGCAGCCACCAGACGGCCUGAAAGUCCAACACAACCUCACAGUAGUCUCUCGAUAAGAGUGCCCUUUCCUUUCUCUGCACCACAAAGAAGGGAUACCGGGUUAGGUCUGUUACGCCUGUUCUGUAAGUUCAGUUGAAUAUGCAUCUAGAUCCUCAGAGAUGGCGGCUGAAACGGCAAUUGAGAAAUAAGGAUGUUGCCCAUGUUGGGAGGAUACCUCUAACAAAAUGUAAAUGCUCAACUAUGGAUAAAUAUAUAUUAUAUAUUGUGAGACCUUACCACACAACCACAACUUAGGCAACAACACCUGAACACCUGAUAUAAUUUUUUUAUUGUUUUUGAGGGUUUAUGUUAAGAGACCUUAGGAUAAGGAUAUGAUGAGGCGGAAUUACACACUUCAUUCUCGUGUUCUUACCGAGAAGAAAAAAGCAGUAGCACCAGCUGGCUGGGUUCACAAUAGCUGUUCUUUUGUGUCAUCAAUAUAUUUGAUGAGUUUGUUUUGGAGGAAGGUAGUGGUAAUCUGUUAGGGAUCCAUCUAUGAUCAGCCUUGGUCGCCCCACUUCCCUGCUGCUUGCCAUUUUAAAGGUCUGAUCGUUGGGCUACUAGGCCUGAGUGGGGUAUUAAACAAUUAUUUAACUGAUGCAUGGGAGUAAGUUGUUCUGUUUUGGGUAAGGAGGAAGAUCAGCUUUUUGUGUCAAAAUACCCAAGGGAUGUAUUAGGAUCUUAAUACACUAAAAAUGGCAUGUCAGUAGUAUCCAAUUACCAAAACCAAACACCAUGGUUGGGUCAUGCUAUUGAAUCCAACUGUAGUCAUGCAUCAGUUAAGGAUUGUACGUUUAAAGAGUACCUACACACUAGAUUACUUUGGGGGUUUUCCUAUUCUAAAAAAAUUAACUAAAACCGUGAAAGGCUUUGUACACUGCAUGGAUCAUCUUUAAAACAAGACAAAUCAUUAGCAAAGGUCUGUCUAUGCUAUUAUAUAAAACACCAUCUAAAGUGUUAUUAUUACAUUGGUCAUCCAAACAUUAGAUUAACAACUGCCUUCAUUUAUGUUUUAUGGUGCAUUAACGAUGAUACAUUUGUUUUUCCUAUGUUUCUCAUUCUUAGCUUCGUAAUUUAUAACGGCUACAAGAUUUUGCUAUAAAAUAGAUUUUGCGAUCAUUGGCGCGACAAUUUUAAUUAAAACUUCACAUUCAGCCAUUCUAAUACAUUGCUCUGGUAGUGUAUUAAUAGUCAGGUGUUAUGGUGUUGACAUCCAAUUAUCGAAAACACUGAUGUAAAAAAAAAUAGGGUGAUAGAAGCAUCAGUACUGGCUAGAGGAGGACUCUAAUCUCUGAUAGGAAGCAGGAUAUCAACAAGGUGAUCUCGUUGGUAUUUACUCUUUUACAAGGUUGCACUUUAUGUUUAAAGGAUUGCAGAAAAGGGAAAAAAGUUAAUAGUUUAUGUGAUUGAGAUGUGAGGUGUGUGUGUGUGUGUGUGUGUGUGUGUGUGUGUGUGUGUGUGUGUGUGUGUGUGUGUGUGUGUGUGUGUGUGUGUGUGUGUGUAUAUUUGCGCAUGCCCGCGCGUGUGUGUCUGUCCAUACUUUCGCAUCGUUUGUCUAUGUGUUUACACAUAUUUUUAAAUGUGCACGGGUCGAUAUGGUAGAGGGUAUUUAAGUGUUUUUACUGAAUGCAAAAUACUGCUGUACUUUCUUUUGCUUUAGUGUUUAUUUUUUAUUCUUUCCUGAGAUCAAUAGUCCAAGAUAGUGCCUUGUACAGGGUAGGGACGACUCUUAUUGUAUACUGUGUAUGUCUGUAUUGUAUUCAUAUUCACACGCUCUAUUCUCUCAGCUCUACCAGUCAUUCAAAGUGCAAUGCUUUCAUCCCAACACAAGCAGACACAUAGGACUUUGGUGCAGCUCGUACAUGCCUGAAUUUGCCCAAUGGGCCUGAGCAGAUUCCUGUGUUUGUCCAUCAUUCAUACCGGGGCAAAUCAAAGUUAUAAUCUGCCUCCCUUUUAGAUACGUAAGAAAGAAAGUUGUUGGUUUGCUACAGAUGACGGGUGCAUCAAGCCAGGCAAAUCGAUAGAAAACAAAAGUAAUGUCGCUCACACUUUCAACUUUAUGAAGAGUUGACUGAAAGGCAUCUUCCAUUGGUUAUAGUUCUAGAACCUUGAAGAAAUAAAAAAAAUGUACGUGUUAAGUUGAACACUGAGUGUGAAUAAGAACAAACGUGCAUUUAUUGAAUCGGAAAACUUGCCAAUUAUUUCUCAUAAUGCACUGCCUAAAAUUAACUUGCCAUUAUCUGUUGUGUAGUUGCUUGAUAAUACAUGUUCCAUGACUAGCAAUGUGUAGUCAUUAAUUAAACACGCCAGCUUAUUUUUUACAUUAAAGCAUUAAUGUGUUAACAUCAUUCAUUGCAUUAUCAGGAUUUCAAUUCUGCUGUAGAUAAUGGCCUGAUCUCUUGAUGUUUGAUUAAAGUUAUUUUUUAAGCCAUGCUCUGCAUUAGUUAUUUCUCUCUUGGUCUAUUUUGAUGUUUGAGGAACUUCCUAUGAAUAAACCUUUAAUGACAGAUUUAAAUAGGGCACGUAAAAGGCAACAGAACCAUCUUGAACACAAACUUAAUUUGUUUAAGCAGACACGAAAAGCUCCUUUAUUUGUCAUUCUAUUACAGUUAAAUGGUUGAUAGAUGCAUUUGAGUUGCAAGAGAACAGCCCAACUCAUCCGGUCAUUAGGCCAUCAUCACUAUCAGUCCACAACAACACACAAAUGCCUCCUUUCUUUACAACAGCCACUCAUUAGAUGGUACUGUAUUAAUCCUACGCAGGGAAUACUAGCUCACGUUAUUAUAUCAAAAUACUGUGUUUCUUUUACAAUGUUGCUUAUUUGAAGGAUUGCCGUAAAUGAUGUCUGUCCUGCCUCGAUUUUACUGAAUGUUCUUUGCUAAUGAAUCAGAUAUAUUGCUCUCUCAAAAUAAACACAAGUGGGCUGAUUCAUCUUUGGAUGACGCCCAAACGGGGAGAUGGGAUCGAAACAGAAUACUAGGGUGGGACUUAACCUAGGAAGGAUGUGUAUCGUUCCAACCAUCAGCAGCAGGGUUACUUUACUGAUGAGUCAGCAAUAUAAUAAUAUAAUAUAAAUUAAUGUUGUUGUGAGGGAAAAUACCAUUCUGGCCAGC
Molecule: messenger RNA, 4488 nt
Organism: Gadus chalcogrammus (walleye pollock)
Lineage: Eukaryota; Metazoa; Chordata; Actinopteri; Gadiformes; Gadidae
Product: mucin-2-like
Exons: 5
Coding region: 200-1312 (370 amino acids)
Source: RefSeq, a predicted model, not a curated record